Apaloderma vittatum (bar-tailed trogon) is the source of this 3813-nucleotide messenger RNA. RefSeq names its product A kinase (PRKA) anchor protein 12 (gene AKAP12). Gene Ontology annotation, molecular function: protein kinase A binding; calmodulin binding. The annotation marks the transcript as partial. NCBI's taxonomy places the organism in Eukaryota, Metazoa, Chordata, Aves, Trogoniformes, Trogonidae. The transcript has a single exon. Gene Ontology annotation, cellular component: cytoplasm. The record is from RefSeq and is a predicted model, not a curated record. Gene Ontology annotation, biological process: signal transduction; regulation of protein kinase C signaling.
GGACAAACAGAACAUUCCAGUGUAACUUUGAAGGAAGACACUGAAACCAUGGAGACAAGUCCACAUGACUCAACCACCAAGGAUGGUGCAGAUGCUGAGGAAGAGGAUGCUCAUACAGUUAAACCAUUGCCUUCUUUGGAAGAAGACACAGAAGACCACACAUCUGAGCCACAGUCUUAUGAUCUGGGUUUUAAAAAGGUUUUUAAAUUUGUUGGCUUCAGAUUCACGGUGAAGAAGGAAAAGACGGGAAAAUCAGAGCCAGUGCAGCUGCUUACUGUAAAAAAGGAAACACAAGCCUCUGAAGGAGGUGAUGAUCAAAAAGAAGUCAGCUCAGAAGAAAUAGUGAAGCCUGAGGAUGCAUUCUCUGCAGAAGACAACACUAAAGACACACAGAAAAAUGACAAAACAGAAGGUGAAACUCCUAAACCACCAGAAACAAAUGAGAUUUGUUCUCAGUCAGCUGCUGUAGCCACUGACAACGCAUCGUCAUUCAGAAAAUUUUUUACUCAGGGAUGGACUGGAUUUAGAAAAAAGAAGAGUUUUAGGAAGCCUAAAGAUGAUGAACUACAGUCUCCUACAAAAGAGGAGGAGCAGGAAAAAGAAGGGACAACUAUAACAACUGAAACUGAUGAAAAGGUGGAACAAUCCAAGUUGGAAAAGCAAGAUGAAGAGAGGAAUGUGACGGCAGUAGCUAUCGAAGUACCUGAGAAGGAUGAAAGUGAAGGUGAAAAGCAAGAGACAAAAAAGCCUGUGGCAGCCACAGGCAUUGAAGCAAAUGAGAAGGAAGAGCUAAUGAAACUUGAUGAGCAGGCACCAAAAGAGGAUGCAGCAGCAGUUGUUAAAGAAAAUGUGGAGAAAAAAGCUGAGGAAAAUGAGCAAGAAAUUAAACCAGUGGAAGUCUCAGGAGAUCUUGGUGAGAAGGAAGAAAAAACUAAAAAAGGAGAGAAAGAAAGUGAUGUGACGGAGAAACUGCUGAAAAUGUCAGUGGUACCUGUUGACACUGACAGUGAGAAUAGAGAAUUGAAAACAUCCUCUGAAGUCCCACCUGUGAAAGAGAAGCUGGAGUCAAUGGCGAAGUGUAAACUAGAUGACAGAACUGAAAUACCCUCUGAAGAGAAACUUGAGGGAGAAACUUUGGCAACUGAAAUGUCAAGUGAACAGCUUAAAAAAUCUGAAGAAAGAGAAGGACAUCAACCUAUUCCACUGGGGAAAGAAGCAUUGCAUGAAAAAGCAGAGGAAGCAGACCUGAAAGUGUCACCCACAACAGAAGACAUCACGCAAGGAGAAGCUCCAGAUAGAACCCCAGAGCAGAAGGAAAGCGGAGAACCUGAGACAAAACUGAUUCCAGGUGCUCCUGGACUGAAGUCCUUCUCUACUUCUGAACAUUCAGCUGACACAGAGGAUGAUCCAUGUUCAAUCAAACCUGCUGAUGAAGGACUACAGAGCAAAACAGAUCUAUUUAUGACUGAUACUACCAAACUAGAUGAAAUAACCACAGAAAUAAGUCCUGAAGAGGCAGCUGGAAAGAGGCCUCCCGAAGGUAUCACAAAUGAAGCUGAACUGUUGUCUUCUCAAGAAAAGACUAAACUGCAAGGCAGCCCUUUAAAGAAACUCUUUACAGGUACUGGAUUAAAGAAACUCUCUGGAAAGAAACAUAAAUGUAAAAGAGAAGAAUCUAAGUCAGGGGAACAGGGUGAAACAAUUCAGCACUUAUCAGAUUCCCCAGAUAGCCCAGAGGAACAAAAAGGGGAGAGUUCUGCUUCUUCUCCUGAGGAGAUGAAUGAAAUUCCUGCUUUGGAAAAAGCUGUAGAGGGAAUGCAGGUCACUGAAAAUGAAGAUUCUGCCAUUUCAGACGUGGAGAGGAAAAGAGAAAGUGUUACACCCUGGGCAUCAUUUAAAAAGAUGGUAACUCCCAAGAAACGUGUUAGAAGACCUUCUGAAAGUGAUAAAGAAGAAGAAAUUGAUAAGACCAAGAGUGUUGCAGUAUGUGCAAUUGAAAAUGCUGCUGCUGAAAGUCAGGGAGAAGUAAAAGAAAAUGGGAUGGACCAGAAACCAGAGAAAACCACAGAUGAGCCAAAGAGAAAGGUUGACACCUCGGUGUCCUGGGAAGCUUUUAUAUGUGUAGGUUCUUCAAAGAAAAGAGCUAGGAAAUCAUCAUCCUCUGAUGAAGAAACUGAAAAUAAGCUUGGUCAAGUAAGCCAAAAACUAGAAGAAUCUGGACAGAGCAAAGAAAUGGCAACGGAUGCAAUUCUUAGUAGUUCUCAGGAGAGUGAUCAAGGACAAGGGAAUUCUUCACCAGAACAAACUGGGAGCCCAUCUGAAGGUGAAGGUAUUUCAACAUGGGAAUCCUUUAAAAGGUUAGUCACUCCAAGAAGGAGAUCUAAAACCAGAAUGGAAGAGAAAACUGAGGACGCUGUCGUGGGCUCUAGCGUGGAGCAUUCGACAUCGGAUGGCGAGGCUGGAAAAGAUGAAUCGUGGGUUUCAUUUAGAAAACUGAUGCCUGGGCGUAGGAAGAAAAAGUCAGAUGGAAAGCCAGAACCAACUCAUCUUAAACAAGCAAGAGAAGACAUGGCAGAAACAACGGAAGAAGAUUCAGAUAUUCCAGCCGUUGUUCCUUUAUCUGAAUAUGAAGCAGCAGAGCAGGAGAAAACCGAAGCCCAACAAGCAAAAGAUGCUGAAGCCAUGAGAGACCGAACCUCAGAGGAAGAGAAAGAAAAAUUAGAGGAGACUCUAAGAAUUGAGCAAGCACAGGAAGGGCUGGUACAUGCUGUUACUGUCACCGUUGUAGAAGGGGAAAGGGCAGUUACCAGUAUUGAAGAGAGGUCACCAUCUUGGAUAUCUGCUGCUCUGACAGAGUGCAUUGAGCAGGCAAAAGAAGAGGAAGAGAAAGAAACUGAGAAAACAUUUGAUUCUGACGUUACUGUGGAAGAAGCAGUGGUAGCUGCUACGACAGUUCCAGAGACCAGACAGGAAGUAAGUGAUGACACCACGGCAAGUGAGCUAGAGCUAACCUCAGAAGCAGUGACAGCUCUGGAGGAGACAGCAGAAGCUUCCUGCACUGAAGAAGCAAUGGAAGUGUCCCUUGCUGAGGAGACAACUGAGAUGGUUUCUGCAGUUUCACAGUUGUUAGAAACCCCAGAUACUACAGAGGAAGUUACACCUGUACAAGAAGUAGAGGCCACUGAACAAAAUUUGAAAGAAUUAGACAAACAGACGCAGAAAGUUCUUCAUGAAGUAGUUGAACGAGUCAAGUCAGCAGAUGUAGCACAGCUGGUUAGUGAAAGAACUGGGACAGCAACUAUAGUUACAGCAGUACAAGGAAUUGAGUCAGAAGUGAAGGAAGUUGUUACAGAAGGGAAUGUUGUAGGCCAGGACACCAUUUUGCUUGAACAGUCCUUUGAAAACAGAGAACAAAAGGAGGAUGGCCUCCAGCUCCAGGAAAGUGCAGAGAGCAUUCAGGGCCAAACGGGAGUUGAAGAGAGCAUUUUACAGGAAUGUUCAGAGAGAAAUGAAAUACAUUCUGCAAGGAAACAAAGCACAGAAGGAUGUGAAAAUGUAGAUGUAAUGCAAGAAGAAAGCCAGUGGCAGGCAUAUGAAGAAGCAGUUCUAGAAGACCGUGAAGAAAUAUCUGAGGUGCAGAGGACAGUAGAAGAAUCUCUGUCACAGGACAGAGAGUUUCACAGCAUCAAAGCAGUCACUCCCAAGGGAGAGCCAUUUGCAAAGCAGGAGCAUUCAGAAAAAGAGAAAUUGCCGGUGACAGAUUUGACGGUAGAAGAGACAAGAGAGGAAUGUCUUCCAGCAGGACAGAUUGCA